AUAGCUGAGAAAAAAAACGCCUCAUGACCAAGAGUUUAUUGCAUCGCUCACGUCAAAAAACACGAUUGGCCGCAUCAGUCGGCGUCACUACGACGGAUAGCCCUACAGAGCAGGUUUGCAACUUCCGUAGCACACGGUCGUUGACGACCAUGUCUUUGCGCGCCGCCGAUGGGUCGACGGAUGUACCCACUAGUGGGUAACCGUUGCAACUUCAAGCUUAACCGACCUUGCCUCAGCGACAUCAUUCCGCGGGCUGUAGGCCUAACCAUUGCACAUGCGUCUGCCUGUGUGGCGCGCGUACCUGACUACAGUAUGCACCGCAGAUUGACACCGUGUACGCACGGUAUCGUGUCCGGGAGAGGCAUAGUCCUGCAUUUGCUUUCACUGUUACCAGCAGCAUGGAGUGUUCGCAGAAGAGUCCACUCAAGGAACUUGCUACGACGCUUUUGAUCUUAUUCUCGAUGCUCAACGCUGGGGGAUCGUCGCUACCUCCGAAAACUAACCUUCCGAUUGUCAAUCGCUUCAUUGCUCCUGACGGGUUCAAUCGAUCGACAGUCUUAGCAGGAGGUGUCUUUCCUGGGCCCCUGAUCGCGGCUAACAAGGGCGACGAAUUUGCCAUCAACGUGCAAGAUCAACUGCACGAUCCUACAAUGAACCAGACCACCAGUAUCCAUUGGCAUGGCAUCCAGCAACGCGGUGGGACUAACUGGGCGGAUGGCCCUGCCUUCGUAACUCAAUGCCCUAUCGCACCCGGUCAUUCCUUCCUCUAUCGAUUCAAUAGCUUUGAUCAAACAGGGACCUACUGGUACCAUUCUCACGAAACUUUGCAGUACUGCGAUGGUCUAAGAGGUCCUUUAGUAAUCUAUAACCCCGACGAUCCUCAGAAACAUUUGUACGAUGUUGAUGAUGAAUCGACCAUCAUUACUCUCGCGGAUUGGUACCAUCAGGUUUCGCUCCAAGUGCAGGGUCCUUUCAAUGAGUCAUCUACCCUGAUUAAUGGUAAGGGAAGGUUCGCUGGUGGCCCAAACGUCGACUUAGCUGUCAUCAACGUUGAAAACGGAAAACGCUACCGUUUCCGGCUCGUUUCGAUCAGCUGUGAACCAGCAUACAAUUUCUCGAUCAACAGUCAUUCCAUGACCGUCAUCGAGGCGGAUGGCAAUAGCGUAAACCCUGUCACUGUUGGCUCGCUGCAGAUUUUCCCUGGUCAACGGUACUCGUUCGUGCUCACGGCCAAUCAACCCGUAGACAAUUACUGGAUCCGCGCUCAGCCCAACGUCGCCAUGGAUUCUAGCUUCAACAAUGGCUUGAAUAGUGCUAUCUUGCGCUACGCUGGGGCAAAUAAUGCGGAGCCAACGCAAGCCCAUCCCUCGCCAGGCAUACCACUUCUGGAAACGAACUUGCAUCCCACGCAAAAUCCAGCUGCUCCUCAAAACAGUCACGGGGAGGCCGAUGUCGUGAUCAAUCUCAACUUCCUCUUUAAUGCGACUUCAGGCCAUUUUACGGUCAACGGUGCUUCGUUUCUCCCGGUUCGACCAUUCGUGCCUGUUCUUUUGCAAAUCCUUAGCGGGGCGAAGACUGCGCAGCAGCUCCUCCCUCCUGGAAGUGUGAUGCCUUUGCCACGAAAUAAAGUUAUCCAGGUGUCCAUGCCAGGGAAGAAUGUGUUUGCAGCGGGAGGACCACAUCCACUCCACUUGCACGGACAUGCAUUCUCUGUUAUCCGAAGCGCCGGUAGCAAUGUGACCAAUAUCAUGAAUCCAGUCAGGCGAGACGUUGUCAGUAUCGGCGACGACUCAGACGACGUUCUCAUACGCUUCACGACCGACAACCCAGGCCCGUGGAUCCUACAUUGUCAUAUCGACGAUCAUCUUAACCGUGGGUUCGCAGUCGUCUUCGCGGAAGACAUCCCAGACAUACCAAAAGUUGAUCAAGUUCCACAAUCUUGGAAGGAGCUCUGUCCCAUCUACGACGCAUUACCGGAUAGCCAAUUGUAG
This is a messenger RNA of Punctularia strigosozonata HHB-11173 SS5, 1991 nucleotides long. It is a transcript of the gene Pslcc10, whose product is annotated as laccase. Bases 399 to 1991 code for a protein of 530 amino acids. Gene Ontology annotation, molecular function: oxidoreductase activity; copper ion binding. Lineage: Eukaryota; Fungi; Basidiomycota; Agaricomycetes; Corticiales; Punctulariaceae. The record is from RefSeq and is a predicted model, not a curated record. The transcript has 27 exons.